AUGAUUGACGUCUCGCCAGGAGACUGUGAUUUGGACGCGCCUUCUCUAAUUUAUUACACCAAGCAAGAGUUGGAUAUUGAUGCGCUUCACUAUAUGGCUCGUGGUUCAUUCGGCGGUAGUAGUUAUCGCCAACACGAAGAGAACCGAAGAUUUUCUGAAGUAACUUUCUCUCGAAUACCUCAAAAGCUGCAUCAGUCUGCAACACAACCCAUGCUUCAGCGCUAUAGAGUAGCGUCGAGUGUAAUUUGUGCCGACUUAGCCAUAAGCAUACCCAAUAAUCAAGGGCUGGACAAUGUAUAUUAUCGCAUCGACUACAGUCCGCCAUAUGGCGAUCCAGCGCCAAACACCACAAUACCGUCGCGUGAGAUUGGCGAGGAGAUUCAAUUCUCCCACGCGCUACCUGGCACUAAGUACAAUUUCUGGUUGUACUACACAAAUUUCACGCAUCCCGAUAUUCUGUCGUGGACAGUGACAAUUACCACAGCGCCCGAUCCUCCCUCGAAUCUGUCCGUACAAGUGCGCAGCGGCAAAAAUGCAAUAAUUUCAUGGUCACCACCCACACAAGGCAACUACACAUCCUUCCGCAUCAAAGUGCUCGGCCUUUCGGGGGCUUCCAGCUCAUAUAAUCGCACAUUCGUAGUGAAUAAUACAUUCCAACAUAGCGUCAAAGAGUUGACGCCCGGCGCCACAUAUCAGGUGCAAGCCUACACCGUUUACGAUGGCAAGGAAUCGGUGGCGUAUACCAGUCGAAAUUUCACAACAAGUAGAAGGACGCGGCAUAAAGAAUUGCUGGAUAUAAAAAUUCUGCGAGAGCCCAAUACACCCGGCAAAUUCAUUGUAUGGUUCCGCAAUGAGACCACACUGCUCGUGCUUUGGCAACCACCAUAUCCAGCUGGCAUUUAUACCCACUACAAAGUAUCCAUCGAACCGCCGGAUGCAUUAGAAAGUGUGUUGUAUGUGGAGAAGGAAGGCGAACCACCCGGUCCCGCACAGGCGGCCUUUAAAGGGCUAGUACCCGGCCGCGCUUACAACAUAUCCGUGCAAACAAUGUCAGAAGAUGAAAUAUCCCCACCGACUACCGCACAAUAUCGUACUGUCCCAUUGCGACCGCUGAACGUCACAUUCGAUAAGGAUUACAUUACAUCGAAUUCAUUUCGAGUACUAUGGGAAGCGCCAAAAGGCAUAUCAGAGUUCGACAAGUACCAAGUCUCAUUGGCAGCAUCGCGUAGGCAAUCAACCGUGUCGCGAACCAAUGAUCCGAUUGCCUACUUCGAUUUUCGUGACAUCACCGAACCAGGUAAAACAUUCAAUGUGAUUGUGAAAACCGUUUCGGGGAAAGUGACAUCAUGGCCUGCGGCUGGCGAUGUAACGCUACGUCCAUUGCCAGUGCACAAUUUGCGCUCAUUCAAUGAUGAUAAAACGAAUACGAUGCGCAUCACAUGGGAACCGGAUCCCUCGAGUACACAGGAUGAGUAUCGCAUAGCCUACCACGAGCUGGAGACUUUUAAUGGCGACACCAGCACUUUUACCACCGACCGAACAAGCACUUUUUUGGAAAGUCUGCUACCAGGUCGCAACUAUUCGCUUUCUGUGGAGGCAGUCUCAAAGAAAAUGGAGUCGAAUGAAACCACAAUUUUCGUUGUAACUCGUCCAUCAUCACCCAUAAUUGAGGAUCUAAAGAGCAUACGGACGGGUCUAAAUAUAAGCUGGAAGAGUGAUGUGAACUCCAAACAGGAGAAAUAUGAAAUACUUUAUUCACGCAACGGCACCUCCGAAGUGCGCACCAUAGAUACAAAGGAGUCACGUCUAGUCAUAACCAACUUGCAUGCCGGCGCUGGAUAUGAGGUGAAAGUUUUUGCCGUCAGUCAUGGUUUGAGAAGUGAGCCGCAUGCAUAUUUCCAAGCAGUGUUUCCCAAUCCGCCACGCAAUAUGUCCAUCGAGACAGUGCGCAGCAAUUCUGUACUGGUGCAUUGGGCACCACCCGAAAAUAGCGACUUCACAGAAUACUCGAUACGUUAUCGCACUGAAGCCAAAGAACAGUGGGUAAAUUUGCCUAGCGUACGUUCCACAGAAGCAGACAUUACCGAGAUGAUCAAGGGCGAGAAGUACACCAUACAAGUGAACACAGUGAGCUUUGGCGUAGAGAGUCCUAAUGCACAAGAAGUGGUUUACACUGUGCCACCUAAUGAGGUAUCGAAUAUCGUACCUUGGGUGGACGCACGCAACAUCACUUUGGAAUGGCCCAAGCCCGAAGGACGCGUUGAGUCGUAUAUAGUUAAAUGGUGGCCCUCAGAGAUUCCCAACAAAGCGCAAACUAAAACUGUACCCGAGAAUAAGUCAGAUGAGUCUUCUUCCGUGCGAGUUUUGAUAAGCGAUAUUAUGCCUGGCAUAAAGUACAAUUUCGAUAUACAAACCACUUCCUAUGGUAUCUUCUCACGCUCCACACAUUUCUCCGCGCGCACCAUGCCGCUAAUUCAGUCCGAAGUGGUUGUUGUUAAUGAUAGGCAAGAGGAUGAGCGCGAUACCAUCACUCUAUCCUACACGCCCACACCACAGUCAUCUUCGAAAUUCGAUAUCUACCGUUUCUCACUCGGUGAUCCCGAGAUAAAAGAUAAGGAAAAGCUCGCUAACGACACAGAUCGCAAAGUCACAUUCACUGGCUUGAUACCCGGACGCCUUUAUAACAUCACUGUCUGGACAGUGAGUGGUGGUGUGUCUAGUCAGCCCAUACAACGUCAGGAUCGCCUCUUUCCUGAACCCAUUACUCAGUUGCAUGCCACCAACAUCACUGAUACUGAAAUCUCGCUUAAGUGGGAUAUUCCAAAGGGUGAAUAUAACGAUUUCGAUGUGCAAUACUUAACCGCCGACAACAUUCUCGCACAAAAUAUCACCGCCCGCAAUGAAAUUACCAUCACGGAUCUUCGUCCACAUCGCAAUUACACAUUCACAGUUGUCGUGCGUUCGGGCACUGAAUCGUCAGUGUUGCGCAGCAGUUCACCACUCUCGGCAAGCUUUAGUACAAAUGAAGCAGUGCCUGGUCGUGUUGAACGCUUCCAUCCAAUAGAUGUCCAACCCAGUGAAAUUGUUUUCGAAUGGUUGCUGCCGUCGAGUGAAGCUAACGGUGUUAUUCGUCAGUUCUCCAUCACCUACAUGAAUGUGAACAAUGUCACUGAAAUGCGAACGCAUCAAUUUGAAUCAACCGAGACAGCAGGCGCUAUACGAAAUUUGAAGCCGGGCGAAACGUAUAUUUUUAAAAUACAAGCGAAAACAUCUGUUGGCUAUGGACCGGAGCGCGAGUAUAAACAGACAAUGCCAAUUUUGGCACCACCACGUCCAGCGACACAGGUUGUGCCCACCGAGGUGUAUCGCAGCUCACAGACAAUACAGAUACGCUUCCGUAAGAACUAUUUCUCCGAUCAAAAUGGACCGGUCCGUUGGUACACAAUCAUUGUCGCCGAGGAUGACACCAAAAAUGCUUCGGGCCUAGAGAUGCCCAGUUGGCAUGAUGUGCAAUCGUAUAGUGUAUGGCUGCCGUAUCAAGCAAUCGAUCCAUAUUAUCCAUUUGAAAAUCGCUCCGUAGAGGACUUUACAAUUGGCACAGAAAAUUGCGAUAAUCGUAAAAUAGGCUACUGUAAUGGGCCGCUAAAAUCUGGCACCACGUACAAGGUGAAAGUGAGGGCAUUCACAGCACCCGACAAAUUUACCGACACCGCCUACAGUUUCCCGAUACAAACAGAUCAAGACAACACUUCGCUGAUCGUCGCCAUCACCGUACCACUAACCAUUAUUUUUGUGUUACUCAUUACUUUGUUUGUAUUUAAACGUCGACGCAACAGUUGCCGCAAAGCAACCAAAGACUCGCGUGCCAACGACAACAUGUCGCUGCCAGACAGCGUAAUCGAACAAAACCGUCCCGUGUUGAUAAAGAAUUUCGCGGAACACUAUCGUCUGAUGUCGGCCGAUUCGGAUUUCCGUUUUAGUGAGGAAUUUGAAGAAUUAAAGCAUAUCGGGCGCGAUCAGCCAUGCACAUUCGCUGAUCUACCAUGCAAUCGUCCCAAAAAUCGUUUCACCAACAUUUUACCCUACGAUCACUCGCGCUUCAAGCUGCAGCCAGUCGACGAUGAUGAGGGCUCCGACUAUAUUAAUGCAAACUAUGUGCCAGGCCAUAAUUCGCCGCGUGAAUUUAUUGUCACUCAAGGUCCGUUGCAUUCGACACGUGACGAUUUCUGGCGCAUGUGUUGGGAGAGUAAUUCGCGUGCCAUUGUGAUGUUGACUCGCUGUUUUGAGAAGGGACGUGAGAAGUGCGAUCAGUAUUGGCCAAACGAUACGGUGCCCGUCUUUUAUGGUGAUAUCAAAGUGCAAAUAUUGAAUGACAGUCACUAUGCUGAUUGGGUAAUGACCGAAUUUAUGCUGUGCAGGGGCAGUGAGCAGCGCAUCAUGCGUCACUUCCAUUUUACCACAUGGCCGGACUUCGGUGUUCCAAAUCCACCACAAACUCUGGUGCGUUUCGUGCGUGCUUUCCGCGAUCGUAUCGGCACCGAUCAACGCCCAAUUGUGGUGCAUUGUAGUGCUGGUGUGGGUCGUUCGGGCACAUUUAUCACACUCGAUCGCAUUCUACAGCAGAUAAAGACGUCAGAUUUUGUCGACAUUUUCGGCAUAGUCUAUGCCAUGCGUAAAGAACGUGUUUGGAUGGUGCAAACGGAACAGCAGUACAUCUGCAUUCAUCAGUGUUUGUUGGCUGUGCUUGAAGGUAAGGAGAACAUUGUUGGACCUGCGCGGGAAAUUCAUGACAAUGAAGGCUACGAAGAGCAACAACAGCAGCUGGACGAGAAUGGUGAAGUGAUUGCUACUAUUGAAGCACACGAACUGCAACCGGAGGAGGCUGAAGAAAUAGAUAAUGAAAACGCAGCCGUUAUUUACGAUGAUCAGCAGCCAUUGACUGGAUUUGGUGGCGCAGCGCAUAGUGCUUCGAUGGCCUCAUCGUUCAGCACAGCCGCACAUGUGUAUCCCGAAACCAUUACUGCGGACAGAUGACAUUCGAUUAGCCAGAACGAUAACAAUAACUCAGUGGUUAUCGUUCUGGUGGAUAACAAACCCAGUUCGAUGAUCUGCAAGGAGGGUGCCAUCGAUGUAAUCAGCAUCGGCGGCAAUG
Molecule: messenger RNA, 5152 nt
Organism: Anastrepha obliqua
Lineage: Eukaryota; Metazoa; Arthropoda; Insecta; Diptera; Tephritidae
Product: tyrosine-protein phosphatase 10D-like
Exons: 14
Coding region: 1-5034 (1677 amino acids)
Biological process (GO): protein dephosphorylation
Molecular function (GO): protein tyrosine phosphatase activity; protein binding
Source: RefSeq, a predicted model, not a curated record